UUUGAUCUCGUUGGUGGGACUAGGGGAUAAGAACUGCACCGCGCGGGACUAGUCGCUGGCGGCGCCUGACGGAGCAGAAAGGGACUGGAGUUGUGAACAGUUGUGAGCUGGGAAUCAAACUUAGGUCUUCUGCAGGCACACCCAGUGCUCUGACUGUUGCUCGGUCUCUCCAGCCCCCAUCAGAAGAGACAGCAUGGAGUUGGAGAGCAUCGUCAGUUCGGCCCUCCUUGCCUUUGUGCAGACACACCUCUCGGAGGCCGACGUCAGUGGUUUGGAUGAGGUCAUCUUCUCCUAUGUGCUGGGGGUCCUGGAGGACCUGGGCCCCUCAGGCCCCUCAGAGGAGAACUUUGAUAUGGAUGCCUUCACAGAGAUGAUGGAGGCUUACGUGCCUGGCUUCGCCCACAUCCCCAGGGGCAUGAUAGGGGACAUGAUGCAACAGCUGUCAUCACAGCUGAGUGAUGCUAGGAACAAAGAGAACCUGCACCCACAGAGCUCCUGUGUCCAAGGUCAGGUGCCCAUUUUUCCAGAGACCCUGAGGCAACCUGAAAAGCUCAGAGAAGAGACCAGAUCUCCUGCUGCUACUGGGGACACCCAGCAUGAGGCAGCUGGUUCUGAGGAAGAACUUCCGGGAGUAGAUGUCCUCUUGGAGGUAUUCCCUACCUGUUCUGUGGAGCAGGCCCAGUGGGUGUUGGCCAAAGCUCGGGGGGACUUGGAAGAAGCAGUGCAGAUGCUGACAGAGGGCAAGGAAGAGGGGCCUCCCAGCUGGGAUGGCCCAAGUCAGGACUUGCCCAGGCGCCUCCGAGGCCCCCAGAAGGAUGAACUGAAGUCCUUCAUCCUUCAGAAGUACAUGAUGGUGGACAGUGCAGAGGACCAGAAGAUUCACCGACCCAUGGCUCCCAAGGAGGCCCCCAAAAAGUUGAUCCGAUAUAUUGACAACCAAGUAGUGAGCACCAAAGGGGAGCGGUUCAAAGACAUGCGGAACCCCGAGGCUGAGGAGAUGAAGGCAACAUACAUCAACCUCAAGCCAGCCAGAAAGUACCGCUUCCACUGAGGCCCUGUCUGGACUCUGCCGAGCCUUCCAGAUCCCAGAGGGAUGCAGCCUCCUGUCCACCCCACUGCCCCUUCUCUAUUUCCUUGCUCUAGUGUUAAUCUAUUCUUGGAGCUGCCUUCAUGAGCACAGUAAAGGUGGUCCAAGGAA
Messenger RNA from Microtus ochrogaster (prairie vole), 1198 nucleotides. It is a transcript of the gene Cuedc2, whose product is annotated as CUE domain containing 2. Gene Ontology annotation, molecular function: ubiquitin binding. Lineage: Eukaryota; Metazoa; Chordata; Mammalia; Rodentia; Cricetidae. The record is from RefSeq and is a predicted model, not a curated record.